Drosophila virilis is the source of this 638-nucleotide messenger RNA. RefSeq lists its product as uncharacterized. NCBI's taxonomy places the organism in Eukaryota, Metazoa, Arthropoda, Insecta, Diptera, Drosophilidae. The record is from RefSeq and is a predicted model, not a curated record.
UCAGCUCAGUACCAAUUUAACAAUCGCUAGUUCAAGCCGCAACGCAGAGAGAAUUCGCUAGAGAAAUGCUUUUUAAAUACUUUCCAUUAAUAUUGCUCAUGGCACAGUGCCUGCUGGCGGCGCCUACAGCAGAUAGCGCCACAGCGGCCAACAAGCCAGGUGAUCUGACACAGAAACAGCUGGAACAGGAGGCGCACAAUGAGACUAUCAACCUGCUGAAUGCUCUAUUCCGUGCACAAAUCGCCUACUUUAGCGGUGUGCGGGACAAGCUGGCGCCGAGCACGAAGCGUGCACGUGACAUUGAGCUGUACGUGACCCGGCUGAACGAGGCGAUAGCCGAGAAGGAGCUGGACAAAAAGGAUGCCAUGUGGCUAAACAUAUUCGAGCAGUUCAACAAAUCGCCGCUGCUGCUGAACAGGCAGGAGGAGACGGGCCUCAGCAAUGACGACUAUCAGGCCCUGCUUACGGACAAGAAAUUACAGGAGAUAACAACGAGCUUCGUUCGAGAUGUGACAACAUAUUUCCUGAAAAUGGCACAGUUCAGUGGAAAAGUCGUCGAAAUGAGCAUCGAUGAGUACAGGAGUACAUGAGCAAGAGACCGAGAGGCGUCAAUAAAGUUUACAAGUUUAAGUUCGAAA